This is a messenger RNA of Lycium ferocissimum, 381 nucleotides long. RefSeq lists its product as uncharacterized. The record is from RefSeq and is a predicted model, not a curated record. The transcript has a single exon. The coding region runs from base 1 to 381 and encodes 126 amino acids. Lineage: Eukaryota; Viridiplantae; Streptophyta; Magnoliopsida; Solanales; Solanaceae.
AUGGCAGCUCAGAGUCGACAAAAGUUAUAUGCGGACCGGAAGAUUCGGAAUUUAGAUUUUAUUGAGGUUGAGCAGGUUUUUCUGAAGAUUUAUGAGGUUUGGAAGAGAGGAAAUUUGAGCUCGAGGUACAUUGAUCCAUUUGAGAUUCUCCGUCGUGUUGGUAAUGUUACUUAUGAGUUAGCCUUGCCACCUGUGUUCAUCCGGUUUUCCAUGUUUCUAUCUUUGAAGAGGUACCAUUCAGACGGGUCUUAUAUUGUUCGUUGGGAUUCUGUGUUGCUUGAUAAGAAUCUGUCUUACGAGGAGGAGCUUAUUGCGAUCUUAGAUAGGCAGGUUAGAAAGUUGAGGUCUAAGAAGAUAUCAUCUGUUAAGGUGCAAUGGUAG